CACGCACCCGCUUCUGCUCCCUUUGAUUUAUUUUUCUCUUUUUCCCUCCCGCUCCCCCAGACGGACAAGCAGCCGCCCGCACUCCCCCAGCGCGGGCCGGCCACGCUGAUGCGGCCGCUAAGGGAGAGGAUAGUGGUUAAAGCUCGAGCUGGAUGGAUGGGUAUGGGGAGAGGGGCAGGAUCCACAGCCCUGGGACUUUUCCAAAUCCUCCCUGUCUUUCUCUGCAUCUCCCCUUCAGUGACGUCUCCAUGCAACAUCCUCAAGUGCAACUCUGAGUACCUGGCAGCCACGUCUGGCUCUCACCACCCGGGCACGGAGGAGGUGCCCGAGUUCUGCACGGCGCUGCGCGCCUAUGCGCACUGCACCCGCAGCACGGCCCGCACGUGCAGGGGCGACCUGGCCUACCACUCCGCCGUUCAUGGCAUAGACGAUCUCAUGGUGCAGCACAACUGCUCCAAGGAUGGCCCCACUUCCCAGCCCCGGCUCCGGACAUUACCCCCUGGCGAUAGCCAAGAGCGCUCCGACAGCCCCGAGAUCUGCCACUACGAAAAGAGCUUUCACAAGCACUCGGCCACCCCGAACUAUACUCACUGUGGGCUCUUUGGAGACCCCCACCUCAGGACUUUCACAGACAGCUUCCAGACGUGCAAGGUGCAAGGGGCUUGGCCGCUCAUAGACAAUAACUACCUGAACGUCCAGGUCACCAACACGCCGGUGUUGCCUGGCUCCACAGCCACCGCCACGAGCAAGCUCACCAUCAUUUUCAAGAGCUUCCAGGAGUGUGUGGACCAGAAAGUGUACCAGGCAGAGAUGGAUGAGCUACCUGCUGCCUUUGCUGACGGCUCCAAGAAUGGUGGAGACAAACAUGGAGCCAACAGCCUGAAGAUCACUGAAAAGGUCUCGGGCCAGCACAUUGAGAUCCAAGCAAAGUACAUUGGGACCACUAUCGUGGUGAGGCAGGUGGGCCGGUACCUCACCUUUGCUGUGCGCAUGCCGGAAGAGGUGGUGAAUGCCGUGGAGGAUAGGGACAACCAGGGCCUCUACCUGUGUCUCCGCGGCUGCCCGCUCAACCAGCAGAUUGAUGUCCAGACCUUCCGUUCCCCUCAGGCCACGGAGGGCCGCACCCGUAGGAAGGGGCCCGUCCUCCCCGCCGCCCCCGAGGCCUUCACGUAUGAAACGGCCACAGCCAAGUGCAGGGAAAAGCUGCCCGUAGAGGACCUCUACUUCCAGUCCUGCGUCUUCGACCUCCUCACCACAGGGGAUGUCAACUUCAUGCUGGCUGCUUAUUACGCCUUUGAGGAUGUGAAGAUGCUUCACUCCAACAAGGAAAAACUGCACCUCUAUGAAAGGACACGGGACCUGAGUGCUGGCAACGCGGCUCCCUCGCGGCGUCCUCGGGCCCUCCUCGCCCUCUGGGCAGCCCUGCUGUGUCUGAGUCAGUGGUGGUCAGUGUUGUUAUAGAUGUUUACUCCCACGUGCCGUGUAGAGUGGGAAGAGGGGAGCAGGAAGGGGUGACAUGACGGCAGUGCUGGACAGUGAGAGGUUGGAUAGCAGAUCCAGCUGGGAGCUAAAGGAUUGUCCUCAAAUCUCAGCGCCUCUCUUCAGUGCUGGCCUUUCCCCUUCCCAGUUCUUGCCCAGGAGGAACGUGCUGUCCCCGGGACCGGUUAGGAGUGUUUUUUUUGGACUAUACCUCACGUGGCACUUCCCCACCUCCCCCGCUCCUCCUCCUCCCAGUAGUAUGGAUGUCGGGGAGCACCAGCCUCCCCUUAGUGCUCCCUCGUGGUACUGAAAAUGCUCGUGGUGACUGUGACGUUGGCGUUUGUGACCGUGGCUUUGUGUUAGGGGUGCAGUGCCCGUGAGGAGGCAGGAUGGGGCCAGGGCCUGUGGCCCCUUCAGCGGCCUGUUUGGCACAGCCAGCUCUGAGGGUAAUCCUGCUCCUUUGCAAGCACCGGUGCCAAGCGGCGUUAGGGACAGGGAGAGCGGGGGCCAAAGGGAAAGGACACAGCGUUUUGCUGGUGCUGGGCUCUCCUGCCCUGUGGCCAGCGGCACGAGGCAGCUUCUGGUCACAGCRGGACACGCUCCUCAAGUCCUGGUGGUCACUGCAGCUCGAAGGGCAUCCCCUCUUUUAGCCUGUUCCCUGGGCUGGUUCGCUCAGCGGGUUUUAACAUUCCCUGCUGCCUAAUGCCCAUGCCCAGAUCCACUGAGGACUCCUGGUUGUGACAGGAGGAACCUGGCUAGUAUUCAAGCGGUUUCUUCAACUUUCGCCCAGCACUGGAGAAGUUCUUGCGCCAUUUGCCCUUUGCUCGCUUAAAAUGGGCAGCRGGGAGGCUGGUUGGCGGGGAGAGCCGAUCCGCAGGCUCCCCGGCGCCGUGGCAGCGGCAGGGCCUGCGCCCGCCCCGAGAGCUCGCGAGGGAAGCCCACGAGCCAGCCGGGCCCCGCGGGYGGAGCCGGAGCUUCGCUCCCUGUUUGUUUGCUGCUAGGUCUCUGCUCCUCUCCUAGUCCUGAGGCAUGACUUGCUACCCCGUUUCAGACCUGUCGCACCUGAAGCCCUGCUGGGCUUGAAUCUGAAACGGGGCCAUGUUAGAAAGCCAGCCAGGAGACUGGAUGCAGCAGAGGACCCCCCCACACACCCUUUCCCAAAAGCUCCCAAAUGUCUGUUCCCUGGCUUGAAACCAUCAGUAAUCUUCCUCCUCCUCCAUGGUGUAGGCUGCCUGUUUCUUCUUCCCCGUGCUCCUCUGUGGUUCACCUCAACACUCACUGAACAAGCGGCAAGACCACCAUUGGUCUGCGUCUUGGAGACCUCUUUAUAGAUUUCGCCUCCAUUCCUUAGUGGGAAAUUCCCUGAAAUCAGCCCCAAACUAUGGGGGGAGCUCCUGUUCUCCAGGGUGGUCUCCAGGCACGAUGAAACAAGCUAUCACCAAAAGAGGGGGGACAUUUGGCAGUCUGAACUGGUGCCAAGAGGCAGCCUGAUGUAAAUACUUAACGUGACUAUUCAGUGUGUCCUAACAGCUCUAGAGCUCCAUUUGUAAAGCAGCAGAGAAAUGCAAAAUUGUGUCGAUGGAUGUAAUUUAUAUUGUCUUUUUAAUAUAUAGAGCCCUGGCAUUGAUCUCGUGUGACUGUACAGAUGAAGAGAUGUAAUUGUUUUUUUAAAUGUUUAAGGGAAGAAGUGGAAAAAAAAAAAAAAAGAUGUGUUUACUACUUUGCUCCUUGCUUUGUUUGCUGAUGCCCCAGGUAUUCUGUCUAGGGAGAUUUUAAAAUAAGGAUAUCACAGUUUGGAGGCACUGAGGAGACCAACUACUGGACCGUGGCACUGGAUGGGUUAAUGCCACACAGGGCGGCAGCUUCCCGAUGCACUAAUGGCUUAGCUGAGGCCAGGACUUUUUGUUUCCUUUCCUAAGUGAAGAGCCAAGUUUUUGUCUCCCCUAGAAAUUGGAUAUGCAAGUUCUGAAAGCCAAAACUUGUCGCUGCAUAAAAGGAGACUUUUGCUUCUCAACCUGUUACCCCCACAGAUAACCCUACUAGGCUUUAAAGCAUCCCUSUGAGGAGCCGGCACUCCUUCAAAGCGGGCUGAGCCGGGCAGCAGGGUAGUGAUGUGUUACUACUUCCCAAAUGACUUCUGCUUCCUAAAAAGCCAUCAUGCUAAGGCAGGUUGUGCUGUGGUUUUGGGCUAAUUUCCAGCCCAGAAAAGUCUAUCAUUAUCUCAUAGC
Nothoprocta perdicaria is the source of this 3707-nucleotide messenger RNA. RefSeq names its product repulsive guidance molecule BMP co-receptor a (gene RGMA). Gene Ontology annotation, molecular function: coreceptor activity. Gene Ontology annotation, biological process: BMP signaling pathway. Gene Ontology annotation, cellular component: plasma membrane. Lineage: Eukaryota; Metazoa; Chordata; Aves; Tinamiformes; Tinamidae. The transcript is spliced from 4 exons. The record is from RefSeq and is a predicted model, not a curated record. The coding region runs from base 109 to 1461 and encodes 450 amino acids.